UAUGAUGGCGGCGAAUUUAAGUUAUGUUGGCGAAAGUUGACAACGAUUUCUUACAUUCCUGUCAAGCUGACCACAACGGAGUUCGGAGGUGCAUGACAGCACAAUGUAGUGCUGUAAAGAAACUUCCCAGUGCUUGGUGGGGACUUUUUGUUACUUUUCAAAAUGAAACAAAGCCACAUGUUGCAGCUGAAUUCUGGUGGCGCAAUAGUUUUAUGUCGAAAUAUGCAGAAACACCAGAAUGGGAAACUUUGUUGAAGUCUCUGAUUUCUCUGGAACCUCGACUAAUUGAUGAGAAUUUAAUCUUUUGCCCCACCUUCUUUCUCCUGACAGAAUAUUUCCAAAAAUGUUUGCUAUCAUUUUUGAAUCAACAUUUGGCUGAACUUCCUGAGCAGUCUACACAAGAAUUCCUGGCUACCAUUCAACAAAAUAUCCAAUAUGCCCCCAACAACAGGAUCCAGUCUCUUUUCAACCAUUUUCAGUACAAUUGUAGAUUAACUUGGAACCAAACUUUUCUUCCAAAUAACCAUUUUCCCCAUGUCAUCUCCAAACAAAACCAAGAGAUACUAAACGACAUAUUGAAGUCAGCAGCGUCAACACACCAAUACAGUCCUUUCUUACCUUCAUUUGUUAGAGAGCGGCAGCUACAAAUUCCUGAUGGAAACAUUACAAGUAUAGAUGAUGUGAUAUCUCUUCAAGAGCAAUGCAGUAAUAUAAUAGUGCCAGAAAGUCCAGUCAUUGUUAUUCAUUCUGACAGUAGUAGUGAAGAAUCUAUGGAAAUGACAAAUGAAGGAGCAAUCGAACCCGAAUCCAGUAAAUCUACAAAUAUUCCAGUUCAAGAAUCUAGCAAAUCCCCAUCACCAAUGGAAGUUCCCAAACCACCAUCACCAGUGGAAGUGCCUUCUGAUAAAUUACCACCAGAAAUAGAAAUGAAGGCCAACCAGUUGAAGUAUGUCUGGCAACAUGGAGACAAACCCCAGAAUGUGUUACCACCAGAAUUGAACCUUUUUGUUGAAUGUUCAGACCAACAGGUUCACCAAAUCUGCCACAUGUUAGAUGUUGAGUCCCUGUCAGAAUCCUCUUUUGCUAUGAUAUGCAAACAUUUUGCUGAAGUCGGCAAUCAAAUCAGUUAUGCCAACAGUCUGGUCUUGGCCAAAGAUUGUAUUCUUCCUCGGUUUGUGGUGCAGUCCAAGCAAAAUUCCAGGCUCUUAGUCUCUGCAAUUGUUACCUUCAGUCAACAAUUCCCAAAGCCAUUUGUGGAUGGAGUCUUAAUUCCCUGUGCAAAGAACAAAAAAAUUGAUUUACCUCAAGCCAAGCUGUUAACCAUUGUCAAUAAGGAUGCCUUUACUUCUAAUACCAGACUCUACCUCCUGGAGCAGCUGUCCAAGAGUUGCCCCAGCAUUGAACCUGGAAUCCUGUUAUUGCUAGAGAAUAUUCUAGAUGGAAAGCUGGAAUUGUCAUCUGAUCAACUUUCCCAAUUACUGCAAUGGCUAAAGAAGACCUCCACUGUUGAACAGCAUUCCAAUAGCAAAUAUGGGAGAUUUUUGCUCACAUUUGUAAAUAAAUAUAAAAAACAGUUGAAAAAAGAACAUAUUUCUUGCCUUCACCAAAUUGUUGAACACCAUGAGACUUUCUUGAAGAAUACAAUAAUCAGUGCCCUGAAGACUUUAGCAAGGACAUUGGAGGACAAAGCUUAAUGUAACUAGAACCACUUAAUUUUACCUGCAACAGUAAUAUCAACUGAACCACAUUGGGGGGUAUGAUGACUUGGUCAUGUGACCUGCUUUUUUUUUUUUUCAUAUUUGAAUUAACAAACUGAAGUCAAAGCUUCUGUAAGUCAUGUGGCAAAUAUUUUAUUUCUAUUCAAGUACACAAAUAAAAAAACAAAACACAAUGAACAUAUACAA
This is a messenger RNA of Octopus bimaculoides (California two-spot octopus), 1904 nucleotides long. RefSeq lists its product as uncharacterized. The record is from RefSeq and is a predicted model, not a curated record. Lineage: Eukaryota; Metazoa; Mollusca; Cephalopoda; Octopoda; Octopodidae. Gene Ontology annotation, cellular component: Fanconi anaemia nuclear complex. Gene Ontology annotation, biological process: interstrand cross-link repair.